AUGGGUGGCAGGGAAGAAAUAAAGCAUUUAUUGGCCGAAGCUGCCAAAUUUUACGCAGCCAGAGAUUAUGAGAAAUCCACUAAUUUAUACUCUGAGGUGAACGCACUUCAUGACACGCUGACUGGCACGAGCAGCGCCGAUUACCUAUUUUUGUAUGGUAAAUCCCUCUUCCAGCUUGCGCUAUCUCAAUCUGAGGUCUUUGGCAAAGACGAGGAGACUGCAGGCGGCGAGAGCGAUAGCGAUGAGGAGGAGAGCAGCAAGAAGCAUGAGCUAUAUCAGUUCAGCGAAACGCUCGCUGAAGGGGAUGAGAUCGAAAAAGGAGAUGAUGCUGAGCAAGAUGAUGAAGAAGUGGAAGGAGAACAUCCCGGCGAAAAUGAGCAUGAAGGGGCGGGUGAUGAAGGACAAGAGGAAGAGCCUUCAGACUUUGAGAACGCAUGGGAGAUAUUAGAAUUGGCGCGCUCCGUUUACGAAAAACAGCCACAGGAGCCAGAAACGCUGCGCAAACUGUCUGAGACAUACGAUAUUCUCGGCGAGAUAUCGCUUGAGACGGAAAACUUUCCACAGGCUAAGCAGGACUUUGAGAAAUGCCUUGAGCUACGCCAGGCUGUCUAUGGUACGGUUGACGCGACCCAUAGACUCAUCAUUGAGUCUUACUACAAACUGUCUUUAGUUCUGGAAUUUGAUCCAAACGAUGCCAAAGACUGUCAAGAAAACUUGAGCAAGGCGGUUGAGUUGCUAGAAAAGCGUAUCAAAGAGAAAGGCGCCGAAGGGGGUGACGACGGAUUAUUAGAGGAGCUCAAGCUCAAGCUCAAAGAGCUGAAGACAACUGAAGCGUCCCUAAAUGCCAUAAAGCACCAAAGCAUGGCACAAAUAAAGGAGGCCCUCGGCUUGCCUUCGGAUUCCAAAAGCGCACCUGCCGCUGUAAAUGACCUCACUUCAAUGGUCAAAAAGAGGAAGUCCAAACCAGAGAAGGACACUGCUUCCAAGAAGCAAAAGAACUAA
This is a messenger RNA of Lachancea thermotolerans CBS 6340, 1002 nucleotides long. RefSeq names its product SHNi-TPR domain-containing protein. Gene Ontology annotation, cellular component: nucleoplasm. The record is from RefSeq and is a predicted model, not a curated record. Gene Ontology annotation, biological process: CENP-A containing chromatin assembly; DNA replication-dependent chromatin assembly. Gene Ontology annotation, molecular function: histone binding. The coding region runs from base 1 to 1002 and encodes 333 amino acids. The transcript has a single exon. Lineage: Eukaryota; Fungi; Ascomycota; Saccharomycetes; Saccharomycetales; Saccharomycetaceae.